AUGGAAUAUUCUCACAUUGAAAUUUGUUUAAAAUUUGAAAAUCCAGGCAAUUAUUUUAUUAUCGUUUUCAAUCAUUUUGAUGUUGGAUGGUUUCAAUUCUACGUUAAAAUUAAAAAAGCAAACGAGGAAAAAUGUGUGUUCAAAAUGUUCAAGAAAACGAAUGAUUUGGAUAAAAAUAUAUUGAAAGAUUUGAGACAUAGAAUAGGAAUCCAUACAACCCAAACAGAGAUGGAUGAUAUUGAAAAUGGCCUAAUGAAUGUAUAUAGCGGAAAUUUGUUCGACAAACAUCCCGAAACAGAAUUUGUUGCCUCAAUAUCUCCUUUGCUUAUUGAUGGAAGUUAUGAAUUUUACUUGGAUGAUGAUGGAAUUACUAAAGAAAGAAUGAAGAUUGUUGAGCCGAAUUUUAAAAAUUAA
Molecule: messenger RNA, 414 nt
Organism: Meloidogyne enterolobii
Lineage: Eukaryota; Metazoa; Nematoda; Chromadorea; Rhabditida; Meloidogynidae
Source: the annotation of a GenBank genome assembly